UACAAGUGUGAUGUUAUUUCAUCACGAAUGAAUGAAUAAUUUGGUGGUUAUACAAAGAUACUUGAUUAUUUGAAAAUUAUUUUUUGGUAAAAGUAUAUAGUGAAACGCAUGCGCAAGAGGUCACAGAGCAUGAAGAAAGCAUAUUCAUAGCGUUACAUGUGGUUACAUGUAGUCGGUAUGACAGAUUUCCUAACCUCAACAGUCGUCAACUUUAAUGCUUAAUAUCUCGGUUCGGAGGACACAGCGACACUUUUUAUUACCAGAUUCGUUCGUUUCGUGCAAAAACGUAUCGAAUGAGUGUAUUUUUAUCAAAAUUUAAACUGAGCGGGGUAUUCUGUAUCUUUACCUAUUCUUACAAGAGCUGAGAUUGAUAUAAUAUAAUGGCGCAAAUAGGGAAUGUAACAGCAGAUCAACUAAUGGCUGGUACCAGUGUGUUGUCAAAACCUGCUGAAGAAUUCGAAAAUGAUCCAUCUCUGGAAGCAAUGUGGGCAAUGAAAGCCAUGGAACAUGCAGAGGUUUAUUUUAAUAUUUUAUGUUCGGUUGAUCCCAAGUUUUUGAAACUCACACCUCACGAUGAGCAAAUCUAUAAGACUUUCAAAGAUACAUUUCCUAAUAUGAAAGUGGAUACAGUGGAUGAAGAAGAGUUGAAAUCUCCAGAGGGAAAGAUAAAAUGGAGGUUCUUUUGUGAACAAUUUAAGGAUGUUGUGGAGGACUAUAGUUUUGGUACAUUAUUGAGAGCAGAUUGUACUGGAGAUUAUUCGGAACAGAACAGCAUACUAACAACUAGGAUACAAUUUUAUGCUAUAGAGCUUGCAAGGAAUAGAGAAGGCUUCAAUGAUGGUGUACGAGAAAAGUAUAAAUCAAAUAGAACUAUAAAAAAAUAGAUUUGAUAUUACAAUUAGUUACAUUAACACUACUGAAUUGUAAAUUCAGAUUUAUAUAUUAUUUUUCUAUUACUUUUUUAAAUG
Cyphomyrmex costatus is the source of this 968-nucleotide messenger RNA. Its product is annotated as protein PBDC1. The transcript is spliced from 4 exons. Lineage: Eukaryota; Metazoa; Arthropoda; Insecta; Hymenoptera; Formicidae. Bases 381 to 884 code for a protein of 167 amino acids. Gene Ontology annotation, cellular component: cytoplasm. The record is from RefSeq and is a predicted model, not a curated record.